Folsomia candida is the source of this 2583-nucleotide messenger RNA. Its product is annotated as venom dipeptidyl peptidase 4. Gene Ontology annotation, molecular function: dipeptidyl-peptidase activity; serine-type peptidase activity. The transcript has 16 exons. Gene Ontology annotation, biological process: proteolysis. Bases 86 to 2350 code for a protein of 754 amino acids. The record is from RefSeq and is a predicted model, not a curated record. NCBI's taxonomy places the organism in Eukaryota, Metazoa, Arthropoda, Collembola, Entomobryomorpha, Isotomidae.
UUUUACCAUUAUUCACUCCCUCAAAUUAAUCACUCCUGUCUGACUCGUUGGUAAACUGACUCGUUUGCCAAAUUUGUCCACAAAAAUGACGAAAUUUCGCACAUUAUUUUUCGCACUUGUUGCGUUCAUAGUUUCUGUGCAAUCUGCACCCAGGCAAGAUGAAAAAGUUCCCAUUACACUGGACGAUUUUUUGUUGGGAACACUAUCCGCGGGUGGAUUCGGAGGCUCAUGGGUGCCAGGAUCGGACGACACUCUUCGCGUAAUUGAGGGAAACAACAUUAUAGAUUACAACCUGGAAACCAAGGUGAACAACACGAUCGUAUCCAGCGAUGUGUUUGAACCCAAAUUUGGUAAUCAAGCCUUAGGAUUGUCCGUAUCGAAGGAUAACGCAUUCAUCUUAAUUGAGCACAGCAGACGACCCCUCUGGCGUCACUCCUAUCUCGCAAAGUACGACGUACUCGAGCUGGCCACUGGCGAGUUCACCGUAAUUGAACCGGCCGGGUUGGAAGGUGGUGACCAGGAGGAGUUACAGCUCGUCGUGUGGGACGCGAAUGGUCACUCUGUCGCCUUCGUGUACGGCAACAAUGUUCACUACAAGGCGGGCCAUGGGGCAGGCGAUGCGGCCGUGCAGAUCACGCAGGACGGAGGGGAUGCUAUCUUCAACGGUAUUUCUGACUGGGUGUAUGAAGAGGAAAUGUACGGAAGUCCGGUGGCCAUGUGGUUUUCGAAGGACAGUUCGAGCCUCGCCUUCGUCCGGUUUGACGACUCCGGGGUCGACUUUUUCCAGUGGCCGCUCUACGGAGAGCCCGGCGUGAGGGAGACCGUGUACCCGGUCUAUGAGCCUCUCCGAUACCCAAAGGCUGGACGUGAUAAUCCCAUUGUUUCUCUCCACAUCGUAAAAUUGGAUGAUCCCACUGCCAUCCGACAAAUCGUGUACCCUCCCGGACAAGAUGUGGCAUUGCAAUAUUACAUCGCCACCAUCACCUGGGCCACAGCGGACCAAGUGAUUAUCCAAAACCUCAACCGAAACCAAGAUAAAACGGUUUGGAACCUUUGUAGCGCGGCAAGUGGAACUUGUUCGGAGGUGCUUGAGAGGUGGGCGACAACUCCUGUCGGUUGGUGGGACCCGCAUCGGCCCCUCGUUUCUCGAGACGGAUCAAAAUUCCUCACCUUUGUAAACGCCCAACAAUCCACGGACCCUAAUCAGAGGUCCUACCGACACGUGCUCUCCAUCAAUUCGGUCCCGCCAAAUCCAGAAUUACAACCUCUGACGGAGGGUGCCUUCCAUGUGGAUGCCAUAUUGGGCUGGGAUGAGGCUAAUAACAAAUUAUACGUUUCCGGGACUGGAUUUCAUCCAGAAACGUCUCCGUUGGGAGAUCCUAGCGAACGUCAUGUCUACUCGAUUGCUACCACGGGACCAAACUCGCCCCCAGAAUGUAUCAGUUGUACCGUUCUGACCAGCACGAACGAAGAAUGUCGCUCCCAUUCGGUUUCAUUCAGCGCAAAUUUCAAAUUCUACAUGCACACCUGUCGAGGACCUGGUGUUCCCGAGGUCACUACAAGAUUCACUUCGAACAACUCAAUUGCUGUUGUUUGGAACGACAACGCCCCAGUUCGUGAACGUCUGGCAACCAAGCUCCUGCCAUCCUUGAGAGAAAUGGAGGUCGAACUUCCACUCAGUUACAAGGCUAAAGUCCGUCUCUAUCUCCCGCCAAAUUUCGAUGAAAGCAAACAAUACCCACUUCUCGUGGAAGUUUAUGCGGGCCCUGAUUCGCAGAAAAUCACGCAAGAUUACGGCGUCAAUUGGGGUUCAUAUUUGGCCAGUUCGAAAGGAGUAAUUUUCGCAAAUAUCGAUGGCCGCGGUUCUGCAAGACAGUCUGCAGAACAAAAGUUUGCUGUUUACAGGAAUUUAGGAUCUGUUGAAGUUGAGGAUCAAAUAUCGGUGACAAAGCACCUUAUCAACACCUUGAGUUUUAUUAACCCGAAUAAAACAGCCAUAUGGGGAUGGUCAUACGGCGGAUAUGCGACGGCAAUGGCGCUUGGAAAAGACAACGAGAACGUGUUCAAAUGUGGUAUUUCCGGCGCUCCAGUUUCCAGCUGGUUGUACUAUGAUACGAUUUACACCGAGCGAUACAUGGGACUUCCAACCGUUGAAGACAAUUGGGAGGGUUACAACCAAUCCUCCGUGAUGGCAAAUAUGGCAGGAAUUGUUAACAAAGAGUUUCUCUUGAUCCAUGGCAACGCAGAUGACAACGUUCACUACCAGAACUCCAUGAUGCUGGCGAGAGCCCUCGAGCAGGCUGAUAUCUUAUAUACUGCAUUGAGUUAUCCAGAAGAAAAUCACAGUUAACGGACCCGGCAUGCAACGCCAUCUUUACCACUCAUAUGAACAUUUCUUAACCCGGAACGCCUGCUUUGGACCACUUGGAAACCCAUGAAAUGCUUAAAUUUAUCAAUAUACUUAGCGGGUAGUGACUUUGAUUGAUAUAUGCUAACAGUAUGUAUGCUUAACCCCAACUAAAUGUCAUGCAAAUUUUUUGCUUCAGGGAUAAAUAAAAAGAACUAAAAGCAAUUUACAAAAUA